AGGCCUUUAUUCUUCUAGAUAUUCAUACACAUUUCCGUAUUUUUCCUACAUAGCAUGUUCUUGAUCCCCAGCCAUCCAUUGCGAUCUCCGUCACUGAUCCCUUCGAGUACUUUUUAGAACAUCAAAAAUGACGCACCCGCUCCGCACCCCUUCUACAACUCGCGCCAGCACGUCAAUUAUCCCUCCAGCGACAGCAACAAUGCCUCUCCUCGGGAGCCGCGGAGCCGCUUCCAGCACCCAAGCCCGCAAGAAGCAGGAGCUAUUGGAAAAGCUAACCACCGCAGCCGCGGAGCAACAGGAGAUUCUUCCAGCUACGACCACUUCUUCUACUACCCCCACGGCACGGGUACAAAAAUUGCUGAGCGACAAUUAUAAUCGCAGUAGUUCCUCUAGCAGUUCUUGCUCCACAGCUGCAUCUCACGACCCAUCGAUCAUUCGCGACAAUACUACAUCCAGCGAGCAAAAGAUUUUCCACCGCGGUUUGCAACUUCGGGAGGUGAAGAAGCAGAUCUUCGAGCUCCAGCUGCAGCUCGCGCAACUGACCAAGGAAGAUCCUCAGUUGCUCGAUUUCGCCAGCAAAUUUUUGAAGAAAGACCACAUUGACGGGAUCGUGGAGGAGCGGGCGAUGGUCGAUUUGUGCGGAAGGUUUGGCUGCAAAAACUUGAAUAUCUUAUCCGGAGCAAACAAGAAGAAAAAGUACCUCGUACGGGACAGAGGGUCGAAAGUUUUGGAGUUGAAUGAGUUGGGAAAGUUUUGCUCGAUGGAGUGCCAGAAGAAGGUGUUUCUGUACAAGGAGGAAAAACUGUCCAACGAACCCGAGUGGUCCACGGUGGACAAGAAUUUAGAAGAAAUCUCUGAAACGGUCAAGCAGCAAGUGGCGGAAGACCUGCGGAGGGAGCGGGCGAGAUUUGAUGCUUUGCUGGAGAACAGAGACGAGAAGGAUCAGCAUGAAGUAGGUCAUUCUGGCCUUGCUUCGCCUGCUCUCGUCGUCCCUGAGAACAUAGAUGAAAACUUGGGUCGCCGUGGUCCUAACGACCGGAAGAACAUCAGCUCCAAUGCCGUCGAGAAGGAAAAUCCAACAAAGCUCACGACCCUGGAAACUUUUGAGGACGAAGCGGGGUGGGAAACGGAGCUGAUGAUGGACGAAAGUGUGUUCGAACAAGCCGCCGCCGCGAUGUUUCCCACUUUAGAAGAGGUAGUGAAGAGAAAUCAACAACAAGGGAAGACGACGAACUAUCUAGAAGAUGAAUCUCGGAGGUCCUCGCAACAGCCUUACGACAUUUCAUCUGCACGACGCGCAUUAGAAGUAGUAAAACCUCCAUCUACAACUUCCGCAGCGGGGAAAAUAAAUCGGCGGGCGAAUCUGCAGCAGCACCCGGUCGUCAACAUUCCGGACGUGCAGCGGCGGGUCGCGGCGGUUUCUAUUGUGGAACGUAUCGCAAGAAAAAACUGUUUCACUGUGAACUUGUGAUGCAAAAAAUUCAUCACUGAAGUGUGUGUCUUGCUACACAUGCAAGACAAGUGAUUCUUAGCGGUGUUUUCCCUUAGGAUCCUCGCAUGGCAAGUUUUCUUUGUAAUGUGUAGCGAAUUUGUAAUGCAAAACUUGCAAAAUCUUUACAGUGAAACAGUUUUUUCUUACGAUAGAAUGCGGGACAGAUUUGCCGGAGAAUGACGACAGAAGGAUCAUGCCGGUGAUUUUGGAGGAAGAAGAGGAAGAAAAUUAUUGUCUUGCAGAUGCAGAAGCAGGUCGGUCAGGAGAAAUAAAGGCGACUGGCGAAGAGGAACAAAACGGAAUCUUGAUAGAAGACGUGACAGAAGAAGCAAAAUCUACUUCAUGCGGAAAAACAACUACUACGAGGAUCAUGAUCACAACUACAGCUUGUUCCAGCACGCCUAACACAACCGCUAGCAGUUCGACGACGACCACACCGGAACUAGAUCGAGCAAUAAACGACCCGACUUCAUUUGCAUCGAAGACUAAUAUUAAAACCAGCGGGAACAACUACAGCACGAAUAACGCACAGGAUAAUUCUAGUACAACAACUUUUACCGUCAAAGCACGAGGUCCACCAGCAUCGGUGGAAGGAGGAAAACCAGAACCACCUGUUCUUGAUGGCGACAUGCAUCCUGUAGACGGGGAUGAUGAGGAGGACAUCAUUUGCGAAGAGGAUGAUGAGAAUGACAAUGAGGAUGUCAAUGGUAACAUCGCGGAGUUUGUUGACGAUAGCGUAACCGAAAAUAAAGCACAAGCAGACCAAGUAGACCACGAAGAUGAUGGCCACUUCUCCAUGGAUUCCAUCGUCCAAAGCUUCUACAUGGACAUAUGGAUUGCAAAUAUGUCUGGGUCUGGAAGAUUGCAACUUGUAAUGCUGUCUUUGGAUUCCAAAAAAAUCUGUAUUGCACGACCAGCAAAGUGAGUCCAGUUUGUGCAACGCGGAGUAGAGGCUAUUGAUCAUGCGGAUUAGGCAUCAGGAGGGCCUCUAAAAAUCUGUGGUGCUAGGUCAUGCAUUACAGGCGUCAGGCGUCAUGCAAAAAAUGCCUGACAAACCUCGCAAUACUUCCAGACCCAGACACUUUUGCAUUUGAUAGGACACGCAAAUCAGCAGAAACCUGCCCUUGACGUUGUCCUUCGGCAUGCGGCAACUUCGGGCACUGCAGGCCUUGAUCCAGCCGAGCACGGUGGAACUGGUGCGGAAGAUCCGGGAGAGGGGAAAAGCCGCAAAGGGGUUUGAACAGGAUGUGCUUGCGCAGUCAGUGGAACAGCAGGAGGGUGAUGAACAAACAGAAACAAAAGCAGGCACUGCUGUUGAGCGGAAUGGAAAUUCGGUUGCUGAGAAGGACCAGGAGAGCGAAUUAUUGGCGAGCAGCAGUAAUAAAACCGCACAACUUCCAUCACGACCAGCAAAGGACGCCCAUUUGCAGAAGACAAAGCAGAUGCUGUUGAGAUCGCAGCAGGGUUCGACGAAUGAGAUGAUGAUGUCUUCGACAACAAAUUUUUGGGCCGACGAGCAGGCGAAGCGCGACGCGCUGAAGAUGGAUAAUGAAGAAGGGGAAAGGGACGAAACAGAAUACCAGGGACAAGGGCAGGCUCUUGAUGAAACCGAUCAUGCCAGCGGCGGCGAGAAGCAGGACCUCCAGUCUAAUUCCCCAACACAACUACCUCCACAAAGAAUUACCGAAGGGACGAAAAGCAAGGAGACAAACGCUGCCCUUUCCUCCACGUCUUCCAGCCUCGAUUUCUACCCGGUGCUGGACACGGAAUCCGACCGCGUGCACCGUCGCGCGUUGUUGCAAGAGUGGGCGUCCGAAAAAAAACUGGUGCGGGAAACCGAAGCGGCCACGGUCACGGCCUUGAGCCGAGUUAUUGGGACGUUUUCGUCGUCCGCUAUGAGGAAACUGCACAGUAGCUACGCCACAGAGAAAGAAGACCGGAUGUUUCUCGGGUGCUUUUUCCUCGAGGCCUGUGGAUUGGAUUUUUCUUCAGGGAGUGAUGCAGAUCAAGGUCUUGCUCUUGUUGGGGAUCAAGCUGCUCUUUCCAGCCUUGGCGAUGAAGAAGUUGUAGAGAGGACGAGGUGCAGUUUUGGUAGAUUGUCAACGUCAGACUGGUUUCAACGUGAAAAUGUUGCUGUGGAAAUUCAGGAUGCCAUGUGGGCGAUGUUGAAGUGAAAAUCUCUUCACGGUGUUGUGAACGAAGUUACAAACACGAUGCCAUAGAAAAUUUUUCAGUUCUAGACGCUUCUUCAAGAAAUCGAUUACGAUUUAUCUCUUUCGAUUCUCGAAAGCAGUAGUGACGACACACAU
Amoebophrya sp. A120 is the source of this 3801-nucleotide messenger RNA. Lineage: Eukaryota; Dinophyceae; Syndiniales; Amoebophryaceae. The record is from the annotation of a GenBank genome assembly.